Messenger RNA from Ipomoea nil (Japanese morning glory), 1070 nucleotides. RefSeq names its product calcium-binding allergen Bet v 3-like. Lineage: Eukaryota; Viridiplantae; Streptophyta; Magnoliopsida; Solanales; Convolvulaceae. Gene Ontology annotation, molecular function: calcium ion binding. The transcript has 2 exons. The record is from RefSeq and is a predicted model, not a curated record. Bases 212 to 820 code for a protein of 202 amino acids.
UUUUUCUGCGUGUUUCACCAUUCAUAUAUUCUCCGCCUCAUUUCUUCCAUUCUCUGCACAUCGCUCCACUAAAUAGCUCUUACGAGCUUCAAUUCUCUCACACUCACACUAUCUAUUGAGUAUUGAUUUUCCAUUUGUUUUUUAAUCGGUUCAUCCAUUCCAUUCGCUUUCUCAUCUUUCGUUAAGCAGGGAGAUAUAAUAUAAUAGCGCCAUGGAAGGUGCAGCUCAUGCGCAGAGAAAGGCGAUGCUUUGCAACGGAACCAGUUCUCCUUCAUUCCGGCUCCGUAGCCAGAGCCUCAACUCGGUUCGUCUCCGCCGGAUCUUCGACAUGUUUGACCGGAACAGUGACGGCAUGAUCACCGUGGAAGAGCUCAGCGGGGCGCUCAACCUUCUCGGCCUGGACACAGACUUCUCCGAGAUGGAAUCUACAGUCCGGUCUUUCAUUAAACCGGGUAACAUCGGUUUGAGAUUCGAGGACUUCCACGCACUGCACCGCUCACUAGACGACGCCUUCUUCGGAUCUCCGUUAGAUUAUGAUUUGAACGGAGACGAAGCGGCGGAGUCGACAAGUACUAGCUGCACAGCGCAGGACGAGAAGGAUCUGACGGAGGCGUUCAAGGUGUUCGAUGAGGAUGGCGAUGGAUUCAUAUCGGCGACAGAAUUGCAGAUUGUGCUUGCAAAGCUGGGAUUGCAGGAGGAAGGCAAAGAGAUGGACAGAGUAGAGCAGAUGAUCUCCUCCGUCGAUCAAAACCGUGAUGGCCGCGUUGAUUUCUUCGAGUUCAAGGAUAUGAUGCGCAGUGUCAUGGUCCGCACUUCUUAAUGAUAACGAAAUUCCGCCGCCGCUCCGCCACCACUGCAAGACGGAGGAAGGCGUAGCAUUUGGCUUCAUUAUUUAUGUUUUUUUUUUUUCUUGUGGGUAUUUUUCCUCUUCUGUUUUCUCUUUAUUUUUCCUUUAAUUUGUACGGAGUAGUUGUGAUUUUUGUUUCGUUCACCGUCCAGCACCGCCCCUUGGAGACAGGAUGGCUCAUGUGGAUAUUUAAUUAAAUUAAUUAAAAUAAUGUUUGUCAAUC